Messenger RNA from Oryza sativa Japonica Group (Japanese rice), 4409 nucleotides. RefSeq lists its product as uncharacterized. Gene Ontology annotation, cellular component: cortical microtubule. Lineage: Eukaryota; Viridiplantae; Streptophyta; Magnoliopsida; Poales; Poaceae. Gene Ontology annotation, biological process: cortical microtubule organization. The record is from RefSeq and is a predicted model, not a curated record.
AUUUAGCUCUGCCUCCAGAAAUUUCAUCUCCUCUUCCUCUCUCAGCUCAACUGCCUCCUCCUCUCUCUCUCUCCUCCUCGCUUGCCUCCGUCUCACUCCUCCUCCCCUCGCCUCGCCUCGCUCUCGCUUGCUUGCGGCGGAAUCCGGCGCGGCGGCGGACGUAGCCUCUCCCCUCCUUUGCUUGCUUGCGCGCGCGCGGACGCCGGCGAACGCGGCGCGGAGGUGCGGUGUGUGUGGGGUUUUCUCUGCUUCUCUCGUUCUGGGACCCGCCCUAGCUUUUGUCUCUCCCCAGUGCGGCGUUGUCACCGGGGGAGCUCGCUGGAUUGAAGCUAAGCUGGAGGCGACGCGGAUGGUUUGAAUCUAAUUGGAGAUUGCAGGUUAUGGUUUUUGGUCCACUUGUUAGGUUACCCAAGACAGGUUAUGAUUCUGGUCUUAUUUCUCAGAAAGGAGCAUAGAAGCAUUUAGACAGAUCAAAAGGCCGUAAAAGAUGCCACCCUCACCCUCAACAAGGAGAUCUCCUUCAAGGGAAACUUUCCUCAGGAGGGUCAACAGUUUUGGGAAUGCUCUGCCUGCUAAACCAAAGGAUGAGGAUCUCACUUUGUUUGCUGAUAUGCAGAAAAUUGAGAACGAUAAUUUCUUACUGGAACCCUCUGAGGAUUUUGAUGAGUCAAUCUCAAAAUUGAGUUAUUUCCCUGAUGUCAAGCUUGGUGUCAACAUCCCUACACGGAGAGAAAGCCAUGAUUUGCUUGACGUUGAUGGUGACAAAAAUGAUUAUGAGUGGUUGUUGACUCCUCCAGAGACCCCACUUUUCCGUUCAUUGGAUGAUGAAGAAGAACAGUCUGCUGGUCAGGAUUCUAGGGGCAGAACUAAGAGUAAGCCCAUACGAAUUUCGGGGUCAUCCACAGUGGACAAUACUCAAAGGUCUAGUAGAAGCAGUGCAAGCCCUAUUAGGCUUAGUCCAUCACCACGCUCCAUGUCAAGGACAAGACCCUCUAGUGCAGCUUCUCGCUCUAGUCCACCAUUUGCAUUGCAACCACCAACACCAUCAUGGAGACCUUCAACUCCUCCAUCUGCAAAAACAUUAACACCUCCACGGAGAUCUCCAAGUCCUGCCUCAACAUUAACACCUCCACGGAGGUCUCCUAGUCCUGCCUCAAGGAGGAUGAGUACUGGUUCAACCCCAGCGUUAAAUAGGACAAGGGGUCCUUCUCCAGUUAAAACUAACCGCAUAUCUUCUUCACCAAAACUUCAAGGAUGGCAUUCAAAUGUUCCUGGAUUUUCUCAUGAUGCACCUGCAAAUCUUCGAACUUCUCUGCCAGAUCAUCCAUUAUCCCAUUCAAGGGGUGGAUCCCCUUCUCCUCCUAUCAGUGGAAGGGACAUGGGUUCCAGAGGCAGACGCCAAUCACUAUCGCCUACUCCAUCUAGAAGAGCAAGUUCAUCUCAUAGUAUUGAACGAGAUCGUUUAAGCUCGUAUAGCAAAGCUUCUGCAACAUCUUCUGGUGAAGAUGAUCUGGAUUCCAUGCAGUCUCUACCAGUUGCCUAUUCCACCAGCCCAGCUGUAAAAAAGAGCUUGUCUAUGAUGAAGACCAGAACUAUUGCUUCAUCAAAGAAGCCGUCCACAACUUUUUCCACUAGUUCUGUCCCAAAGCGGUCAUUUGAUUCUGCAGUUUGGUUGAUGGAUCAUCGCAAAGCUCCCAAUAAUAUGUUCCGGCCACUGCUAUCAAGUGUCCCUACUACGACAUUUAAUGCUGGCAAAGGAAAUGUUGUGCAGCGGCCUAUGUUUUCUCAUAAUUCUUAUAUGACAACUAGCAGCAAUGCAAGCUCUGAGCAUAGUGCCAGUUUCGGCCCAUAUGUGGAUAACGACCAAGAGCAGCAUGAUCAGAUUAGUGAAUGGGAUGAUAACCAUCAAGUUCAUGGUGAUAUAUUUAUGUUUGAUAAAUUGGAUGAAUUGAAUGAAGAAACCAGUCAUGAGGAGACUACAAAAUUUGUGGAAAGUGAUAGACAGGACAUUGACAUGGAAAAGGGUUGGGCAGCUAGUCAGACUUCUGGUACAAACAGUUCUCAUGUUGGAUAUGGUGAAAUGGCUACUUGCACCAGGUGCGGGAACGUUUUCAAGGUUAUGGAUGUGGAUAGACAAGGUGACUAUUGUGAAGAAUGUGGUUUAUUGCUUAGCAUAUGUUCUGCAGGCCCUGUGACACAAACUUUACAAGAAGCACACCAACAGGACGAAAUAACUGCAAAUUGUAAAUCAUAUGCUGAAUCUGGAACUUCUAUAGCCUCGGAUUGUGUAGAGUAUAGGGAAGAAGCAUCUCUUGGUCAUCAAUUUAAUGAUGAACCUCCAGCUGAUUGUAUAAAAGCAUGUUCCCCACUUCAGUCAAUGGUGGACACAAAUGAGGAAAUGCUGCUGGCUCAUGAGGUAAUGAAUCAUACCAAAAAUAUAAAGCCAUAUCAUGUUGAUGACUCUCUAAGAAAUAACAAUGAUAUUUCAUUUCAUCCAUUUAAGGUAAGUGAUAACCAACAAGCAUCUGCAGAACACGAGCAUUUCAGGGACCAAAUUAACAGCCACAGUGAAAGCUUGCCACAAUGCCUUCCUGAGCUAAACCGCCAGCAUAAUGAUUCCAUCUCUCAAACUGCCUCUGGUGAUAAUUAUCAACUGGGAUCAACAGCAUAUUCAAGUCCUAAGGUAGAAAACACUGAUGCCACUGGGAUAUCGGUACUCUUACUCCAGAAGUCAAGUAGCAAUAAAUGGCCUGUUGUGGAAGGAAGGACUCUGUCUGCAACAAAUAUUCUUUGUUCAGAACCCUAUUAUACAAGGGAUAGUAUCAGUGCUAUGAGGCGUAGCUUUGGACGGGAUAGCUCUUCAGCAACUUCUUCCAUUGAUCUAGGGUCAUCAAGGCAAUCAGAUGUACGUUUUGAGCGUCUCAGGAGUGGCAAGAGGGGUGAUUUCGAGAAGGCUCGAAUGAGCAGUACCAUGAGCCAUCAAAGUGUUGCUUCAGUGUCAGAUAUGUCAAUUAGUGGUUCAUCAGCUUCACUUUGCCCUCAGAGUGAUGUUAUUGGUGACACUUGUUUCCCAAUUGACACGCUGGAAAGGAGUGCAUCGAGAACAACAGUCUCUAUUGAAGAACAUGACAGCUCUUGUAUGGAUGCUUUAUCAAGUGGUAUGGAGUGUUCAUCUGCUGUGCAGCCGAUAAUCAAUGAUGAAAUCCUUGUUGACUUGAACACCUCAGGUUUUCAUAGGUUAAGUGAAACAGAAGAUAUACUUAUUAAGAACCAUAAUAUGGAAAUGGUGGCUGACAAUGAUCAUUUGAGCACUAACUUGUGUUUAUCAGAUAUUGAAAUGCCAAGUGAUGCCCUAGAAUCUUCAGCUGCUGAGGAAAGUUAUAUACCAAAAACUGAGGAAGAUACUUCCACCAAAGCACACUGCUAUACAAUCAGCACCCUAGAGCAUCCAAGCGAUGAGAACAACUUUGAUGAUCUUCAAAUGCAGUCUGAAGCAGUUCAGUCUUCAAAUGAGGAAAAUAAAUCCAAUGGCUGUUGCACGCUUGCUGUCUCUGAGGAUGACGUGUUGGUUUCUGGAACAGAUACUAACAUAAAGGAACUUCCUAAUGAUGCAGAAUCACCCGAGGCAGUUGAAGGAUCGAGGAAAGAAAUUCAGAGAUGCUUCACUUUGGAAGAAGCUACCGAUACAAUUCUCCUCUGCAGUUCUAUUGUUCAUGACCUUGCAUACAAGGCAGCGACAAUUGCACUGGACCAUGAGCAGGAACGAGUACACGCAGAGCCUACUCGCCCAUCUGUUACCAUCGUUGGAAAGUCUAUUCCAAAGGAGGAUGGUUUACUUAAGCUGACUCACAGACGAACGCCUAACCGUAAGGUUAAAAGGAAAAGAUUGGAAGGUGAAACAACCAUAACCGAAAAUGCUGAAAAGAAAGAUGAUAUCUCUACAGACCACUCACCCGUGCGUUCCUCUUCUGGAAUUACAAGGACAUCUGAGAGCAUGAAGCCUCCAAAACUGGAAUCCAAGUGCAACUGUAUAAUUAUGUAAGUUACUCAAGCAUCUGGUACGGCAAAGGUGACUUGAAAUAGAGGUUGGAAUUGAUGUAUUAUGGUAGUUCCAUUCCACGCGCAAUCAAGUCGUCCACAGUUGGUGAGUGACACAGGGCCUUAAGUUAGAUUUUUUUUUUUUUUUGUGAUGGUGCAUUCCGUUUUUUAGGUAACAGAAGUGCACCCCAGAGCUAUUCUUUUGUAAAUUCUUUUUUCCCCUAUGUUCCUGUUUUGUCAGAUCUUCUGCUUGUUAUGUGGUCUAUCAGGGUUGUCCAAAGUGUGAAUUUACUAGAUUAAAUAUCUGUAUUUAUAGCCUGUUUUGUUGCAAUGCAUGAGGCUUGUUAAAUUCUUAUGAGUAUUAUUGCCUA